AUGGCGUCUCCAAUGGUCAAGCAAGCCAUUGUCGAUGCUGCUGCAGCGUACACCAAGCCUGAGGGCAAGGUGUUUGAGUAUGGCACAGCCGGGUUCCGCAUGAAAGCGGAUAUGCUCAAUACUGUUGUUUUCGCAGUCGGGCUUUUGGCUGGGCUUCGCUCGAGAAAGCUAAAUGGCCAGUAUAUUGGCGUUAUGAUCACCGCCAGUCAUAACCCGGCGGAAGACAAUGGCAUUAAGCUUGUGGACCCAAUGGGUGAGAUGCUAGAGGCUGAUUGGGAAAAAUACGCGACCCGAUUGGCAAAUGCACCCCUUGAGGCUUUGGGAGAUGUAUACAACAGCCUUAUCGACGAGAUUGAAGUCAAAAUGGAGAACCCUGCUCGCGUAGUUUUCGCCCGGGAUACUCGUGCUUCAGGCUCCCGUCUUGUGGGCGUGAUUUCUACUGCGCUCAGAGCAUCCGAAGUCGAGUUUGAAGAUUUCAAAUACUUGACCACCCCCCAGCUUCAUUACAUUGUACGCUGCAAGAAUACUCUGGGAACACCGUAUGAAUAUGGCGAACCUACUGAGAAAGGGUAUUACCAGAAACUCAGUGAGGCAUUCAAAAAAGUGAUGAAAGGACGAACCACUAGCGGGCCAGUGACCGUUGACUGCGCUAAUGGCGUCGGAGGCCCUAAACUCAGAGAGCUGAUGAAGUACCUGCCCAGUGCUCAGGAAGGUGGUGUGGAUAUCAACAUUGUUAACGACAAUGUGAUCAAUCCUGAUAGCCUGAAUUAUGAGUGCGGUGCAGAUUUUGUCAAAACGAAACAGCGCGCCCCACCAUCGUCUAAGGCCUCGACCCAUGACCGCUACGCUUCGUUGGAUGGUGAUGCAGAUCGAUUAGUUUACUAUUAUCUUGACACAGGCAAUAUUUUCAAACUUCUUGACGGUGACCGAAUCGCAACGCUCGCGGCCUCGUUCAUUGGAGAGUUAACAAGGAAUGCUGGAAUAGGACACAAACUCAAGAUUGGCGUUGUUCAAACGGCAUAUGCGAACGGCUCAAGUACUGAGUACAUCGAGAAAGUCCUUAAACUCCCAGUUAUUUGCACUCCCACUGGCGUAAAGCAUCUCCAUCAUGCCGCUUUAAGAUUUGAUGUGGGAGUUUAUUUUGAAGCCAACGGACACGGAACCGUAACUUUCUCAGAGCACGCGCUCAAGACCAUCAAAUCCACUGAGCCCCAAUCCCCAGCGCAGCAGUAUGCCUUGGAAAGUCUUAUUGCCCUAACCGAAUUGAUAAAUCAAGCCGUGGGUGACGCACUGUCGGACUUGCUGCUUGUCGAGGUGAUCCUAGCACAUAAAAGCUGGGGCCUCAAGGAAUGGAUAUCAACCUACACUGAUCUCCCAUCACGCCUCGUUCGCAUUGAGGUAGCUGAUAGAUCAAUAUUUAAGACCGUUGAUGCGGAACGGAAGCUUGAAUCGCCAGCUGGUUUGCAAGGACGUAUCGAUGCUCUUCAAUCAAGAUAUAAUAGGGGCCGGAGUUUUGCCCGUGCCAGCGGGACGGAGGAUGCGGUUCGAGUGUAUGCUGAGGCUGCGACUCGAUCUGAGGCUGAUGAUCUGGCUACCCGAGUCGCCAGCUCAGUACAAGAUGCUGGCAAGAUAGCCAAGACUCUGCAAUAG
Messenger RNA from Histoplasma mississippiense, 1650 nucleotides. RefSeq lists its product as hypothetical. The transcript is spliced from 6 exons. Gene Ontology annotation, biological process: UDP-N-acetylglucosamine biosynthetic process; carbohydrate metabolic process. The coding region runs from base 1 to 1650 and encodes 549 amino acids. NCBI's taxonomy places the organism in Eukaryota, Fungi, Ascomycota, Eurotiomycetes, Onygenales, Ajellomycetaceae. The record is from RefSeq and is a predicted model, not a curated record. Gene Ontology annotation, molecular function: magnesium ion binding; phosphoacetylglucosamine mutase activity.